Molecule: messenger RNA, 6963 nt
Organism: Podarcis raffonei (Aeolian wall lizard)
Lineage: Eukaryota; Metazoa; Chordata; Lepidosauria; Squamata; Lacertidae
Gene: ZNF507
Product: zinc finger protein 507
Exons: 9
Coding region: 362-3283 (973 amino acids)
Biological process (GO): regulation of transcription by RNA polymerase II
Cellular component (GO): nucleus
Molecular function (GO): DNA-binding transcription factor activity, RNA polymerase II-specific; RNA polymerase II transcription regulatory region sequence-specific DNA binding
Source: RefSeq, a predicted model, not a curated record
CCGGGCCCCUCGGGCCACGUGAUCCCUUUCCCAUCGUCGCCAUUUUAAAGCGGUGCUCCCUGCAGAGGCAGCAGCAACGGGAGGGAGGAAAAAAGGAAAAGCAGAGCUCAUUGAGGCUCCCCUGGGAAGGAUGUUCUUGCAGUUAUGAUGGGAUGAGGAAACUCUGGUCUGGUGGCUGCAGUUUACUGCCAUGAACGUUUUCAAUUAGCUAUGGAGCGGGAACUCCCAGGGCACUUGCAAGAGAUCAACAGACAGAUGUUCAGAUCAAGGAAACUCUGCAUUGGUGCACAGGGAUGACUUCAUCCCUAAUCGCCUCUGCUAAUAGAGUGCAAGCACAGCUGAGACAAAUGUUUCAGAUAUUAUGGAAGAAGGCAACAGUAUUACAGCAGUAGUCUCAAACAUUGGGGAACCGGAAGCUGUACUGAUCUCCGAAGCAGUUGUAAGCCCAACUUCAGAAAGUGGUGAAGACCAGAGAAAGUGUAACCCUGACCCACUAAUCCAGGUCAUCCAAAAGCUAAGCAAGAUCGUUGAGAGUGAGAAGUCACAAAAAUGCCUUUUAAUAGGGAAAAAGCGCUUGCAUCCCGAUGUGUCCCUGCUGUCACUUGACUCACAAAACCUCCCAGAGAUCCCAGGUAAAACCAUUGAACUGCCUGCCCUGGGCACGAUAAAUAUAGAAGAUUAUUAUGUGACAGACUGUCCUCCGCAGAAUAAAAGGAAGGUGGUUUGCUACCAAUGCAGUCUCUGUAAAUCUCUAUCUCCCACUCUUCCUCUCUUAAAAGAACACGUGAAACAACAUGGCCAGCAGAAUGAAGUAAUACUUAUGUGCUCAGUGUGCAAUUUUGCCAUGAGAAGCCUAGAAGAGUUUGAAGCUCAUGUGAGGCAUCACCCAGAGAACAGCAGCAAAGCACACACUCUUUCAAAGGAGCAGCAGCAAUGUGCAAGUUUUCCCAGUACCACUUUGCAUGGUCCAGUGGAAGGUUUUGUCAAUGCCGGCACUGAUCAGACAGCACAGCUUCAGUCUCCCCAUCCAACGGAGAAGGGGAGGCAAAAAUGGUAUACAUACGAGCAGUAUGGCAUGUACCGAUGCUUAAUUUGCAGCUACACUUGUGGUCAGCAAAGAAUGCUGAAAACGCAUGCUUGGAAGCAUGCAGGCGAAGUCGACUGCUCAUACCCCAUAUUUGAGGAAGAAAAUGAACAGGCUACAUUGCCGGACCCUGCUGUAUCGGAUGUUCCUCGCAACGUGGAUGCCGUUGUCCUCGCGCUAGAAAAUAAUGAACUGGGUCUCUCUGGUGACCAGGCUGUUCAACUCCACAUUUGUAGCUCUGAGCAAAUGGUGUACAAAACCUCCUCAGCAGAAGAGCCUGUGAAAGAGGAGGCGCUCCUAAGUCAGUCGGCUGCUCUCUCGCCCACGGGCAAAGGAGCAGAAGAGACACUGUCAGAUACCGAUCUGGAGCAAGACAACUUGAUGACCGACAGCUUGCUUUCCUCUGCCCAAAAAAUCAUUAGCUGCAGCCCAAAUAAAAAAGGCCACGUUAACGUCAUAGUUGAACGUUUGCCGAGUGCCGAAGAGCCUGUCUUGCAGAAGCCUUACUCUAUGGACACCGACAUUGAAGCUGAGAAGAAAAUAAUCUCUGAGCAAGCUUGUGUGGCACGCGAUGGGGACGUUUAUCAUAUGGACAAAAGCUCUGUGGAACUCGAAGAAGUCAUAAUCGGAUGGAGCAGUGCGGAGAAGAAAGAUGGCGAUCUAAACCCUGGUAGAGCCAAAGCAGCGGAUGAAAACGCGCCUCCCACCAGAAGAAGAACAAAUUCGGAGUCCUUGAGGCUGCACUCCCUGGCUGCCGAAGCGCUCGUCACGAUGCCCAUCAGAGCUGCAGAGCUAACCCGGUCAAGCCUCAGAGCUUUCGCCGAGGCGAAUUCUAUAGGUUCAGAGGCUGGGCAGAGGCCAGCUGACAACAGCUACGUCACCCAUUCUAAGCUGGUGACCUCCCUUAAAACAGAGGAAUUGGCAGGCCUGAACCAAACGGACUGUGCUUUCAUGGAAAUACAGAAGGAUAAGCCAGAGCUGGCUGAAGGUCCCAUUAAAAUGGGCAUCAGCAUGUCCCUGCUCACCGUCAUUGAAAAGCUGAAGGAGAGGACAGACCAGAACGCUUCCGACGAUGACAUUCUGAAGGAGUUGCAAGACAACGUGCAGUGCCAACCUGCAGCCGACGCCAACGUGCUGGGGAGCAACCUGGUGGAAUACAUCCCCAAUGUGGAUCGCCCCUUCCGAUGCCGCCUGUGCCACUACAGUAGUGGCAACAAGGGGUACAUCAAGCAACACUUGCGGGUGCAUCGCCAGAGGCAGCCCUAUCAAUGUCCUAUCUGUGAGCACAUAGCAGAAAACAGUAAGGAUUUGGAAAACCAUAUGAUCAACCACUGCAAAACCCGAAUGUACCAGUGCAAACAGUGCGAAGAAUCCUUUCAUUAUAAGAGUCAGCUUCGAAGCCACGAGAGAGAGCAACACAGCCUUCCAGACCUCUACUCGAUGCCGCCGUCUGACAGCCUAAUAACUUGUAGCAAAGUGGAUGAAAGAGUCGGGGAUAGGAUUUCAGUCCAGAAACUUUACAGAUGCGACAUUUGUGAUUACACAAGCACAAUGUAUGUUGGUGUGCGGAAUCAUAGGCGGAUUCACAACUCCGAUAAGCCAUACAGGUGUCGAAUGUGCGACUUUGCCACAACAAAUAUGAAUAGCUUGAAGUGUCAUAUGAGGCGCCAUCCACAGGAGCACCAGGCAGUGCAGCUAAUGGAGCAGUUCAAAUGUUCGCUUUGUGGGUAUGAGUGUAGCCAUCCCCCUUCUCUCAAGUCUCAUAUGUGGAAGCACGCAAGUGACCAAAACUACAACUAUGAACAAGUGAACAAGGCUAUUAACGAUGCAAUUUCACAAAGCAGCAGGUUCCCAGGUCAGCUGACUGGGAAGGUGACCGCUGAUGGUUUAUUUCCUUUGAAAAGCAACUCGGAGGGCUUGUCCUUUUCAGACUCCUCUAACCAAACUGCUGACAAAACUGUGAAUUCUGAUGAAAAUCAGAAUCCUACUUCCACAACUAAUACCUCAUGCAAUUCAGACAAAACUGCCGGUCUGCCUCACCUUGGCACAGAAUACUGCGUCCUGCUCUUCUGCUGUUGCAUUUGUGGAUUUGAGUCCACCAACAAGGAGAACUUGUUGGACCAUAUGAAGGAACAUGAAGGUGAAAUCAUAAACAUAAUUCUGAACAAGGACCACACAGCAACUCAGAGUGUAAGAUAGGUGAUGCUGCUGCUUUAAAGGGUUUCAUAAAGUGCUGUUUUCUUGUGUUCUCUUUACAUCACCUGAACUACUUGCUAAAGUGAAAACUGUAAGUAAAAAAAUGCAGUGAUAUUUCUAACGGUUGGAAUGUUAUUUAUGUCAACAAAAAAAUGGAUUUAUUUCACAAGCUCUUGAAGUAACUGAACAGUAAAUACUCCAUUUAGGGAAAGGUCCGCUGAAACCAUUAUCCUCUACUGACAGAGCCGUUUUCAAUGCCUAUUGCUAAUCUAAAGCUUAGCCAUAUAAUAGGAAUUUCACACUAAUGUGUUACCUUAAGGGGUUUAAUCUUACUGCCUUGAAACUAUCUAAAGGGGGUUAAAUUCAUUUUAGGUAAUUUUUUAAAAACUGACAUGACUGACUACAUUUAUGAAGCAGCAUUUCCAGAAAGGGAGAGGGAGACUGAGUAACUGCUUAGGCCUUAUGGUUCCUCACUCAAUUACUGCUUCUUUUUUUAGAAAAGAUAAAAAUAUCUGUAUCUUCCUGCUGAUACAGGCAUCAUAAAAAAGUAGCAAAUUGUUUGGCUUAGGUUAUUUCUUUCAGUAUGAGAUGCUGAGAAUGUAUAAUUAAGUCUUGAUGGACCUUAAUGGUUCACCAGAACUUUCUCAUAUCUCUCUCUAUAAAAUCAGGCAUUUCAGAAUGCUAGAAGUGCCAUAACUUGGAUCAGAGUGGGUAGGAACAAGUGGUCUUAGCUAAACUUUGAAGGGAGGUUUACCUCUUUAUCAAAUAAUAUUUAACACGUCAAAAUCCAGUACACAGAAAUCUGAUGAAAACUCAGUGGAAGUUACUAGCUUACCCCAUUGUAACACUAUUAUAAAAUAGCCACUAAAACGACUUCAUUCACACUUGUUUCUCAAAAGGAGCUGUUUUCAUGCCUUCUAGAAUACCUUGAGUUCUUCUCUGUGGUUUCAAGCUUCAGGUGCUUAACUGCCAUUGACUUCAGUGGAAGUUCAGCAGCCUCCAAUGUUGUUUUUCUCUUGAAACUAGUGUUAUGUUUCAUUUGGGUGGAGCCCUCUCCCAGUUCUUGCCAUAUUGCUGCAUUUUCCUUUAUUCUGGCAGUUCAUUGCUUGUAAGCAGAUUUGUACACAGAUAUGCAUUAUUUUCAGACGGCUGCAGAACUUUAAAAAAUGUAUUUAUUAUACAUUAAAAGCUCAGCUUUCAUGGUGCUAAUUGAGUUUGGGUCACCCCCUGCCCCUCAAAAUUUCUGAACUGUGAAUUUGGACCAAUGGAAAAUAUUUUGUGUCAUUUUUAAAGAAGCUUUAAAUGUUGAAUGCAAAAAUAUUUCAAGGCAUUUUGUAGAAAAUCCAAACUAGAAUCCCUAUUAUUAUUCAAUCUGUUACUUGUUUCUAAACUAGGUGCAUUUAUAAAAAGUGAGUGCAUAAAUUCACUGUACAACAAACUGUACAACAACCAAGUUUAUUUUAAAUAUGAGAUUGAAAAUGUGGAUUGUUUUGUGUUCUUGAGAAAUAUAACAAACAGGGAGAAAUUGAGAAGGUGCUAUAUUUCACUUCCUGCUCUGAGCUCUUUAAGACUGAACAGAAUCCAAUUGGUCACAAACCUUGAUGAAAUACUUCUGGCUACUACUGUUACCUUUGUAUUCAGUCCUUGCAUAAGUAUUGUAUCCUCAACCUGAAACUUCUGAUGUGCUUAGAAACAGGAAAUUAUUGGGCAACUAUUUAAUAGCUGAGAUCAUACAAAGCGUUAUCAACAUUCCACCUCCUAUCUGUCUAUUUACUGCAAUUAGUUGAAAGCUUGGUAAAAAUUACUCGGUUUAUUUUAAAUGUUUCAUUUCAAAACCAUGGCGAAGGCUCUUUGUCACAAACCUUUACUUUGUUUUGUUUUUUUCCUUAAUGGAUCAUGCCUGUCUGUUACACUACAAGAAAAUUGUGAAACCACGAGCUUAUAAAACUAAUUAUAUUUUUAUUGAAGUUACGUAUUGAUUUUUAGGCAUGUAAAGCUUUUUGCAGGAAUACAAUAUGUGAAGAACAAUUGAAAUGAAUUGGGGAGGCCAGGCAAAGUGCAUAUGUAUUCAGAAGGUUCUUUUCUUACCAUUUUGUAUAUGUAAUCUUCCAUUACUGUGAAAUAGUAAAGGGAAGUAUUUUAUUUUUAUUUUUUUAAGCAAACUAACUAUAGUCUCAAUACUUAAAAGUUUGAUAUUACCUUCAAUUGCACAAGAAAAGCAUCCUUCAUACUGACACACUUUUUUCCAUUUUAAAGCCCAUGGGUUGCUAUCAGUUCACUCUUCAAAUUUACACACUUGCCAUGUAGCAGACUUGAGGCUGAAACCAGUUUGUUGAUCAUGUUACCUUGGAGUGUGAGCUGUUUGGAUUUAGGGAGUUUUUGUUUAGAGCACUUUUUCAGACAUACAGCAUGUCUUCCCUCUGUUUUAUGAUUUUAAAAAGAUAAAACGCAUACUGCUAACUAUAGUGUUUUAUUUCUUCCCCUCCCCCUCCCCCCCAUUUAAUUUAGGAGAAGCAGAUCCAGUGCUCUGUUCUGUUAUGGGUGAAAAGCUUCCAUUUAUACUUCUGGCUGCAAUUCCAAUAUACACUUGCUUGAGAGAUUGCAUUACACUUGCAUUAUUCCCAUAGAGAUGUGCUGUGGAUGACAUCCUAACAAUGUUCAUCCUGUUGUUCUCAAUGGGAGAAAACUUUCAAUGGAUCAGCACUGCACUUGUUUGGGCUGGUUAGGAUUAAUUUAGUGUGUGAUGCAGGCUAGUAGUAGGAAGGGCAUGAGGGCAAUGGGAUCACAGCUACCCCACUCUUAGGCCCACUGGGCAUCUAAACAUAAAGUAAUAUUUAUAUAGGACCGGCAAACACACAAUUAAAUGAUUGCAGGUCCAGAUUAUGAUCUUAUUAUUCUAGGAAAUGUUUACCUGUGUGGUUUGGGCUUUCAUGUGCUUUGGCACAUGUCCAACUGAUGGGCAUUUUGGUUGGUGUAGAGGUAAGAUUAGUAGACAGGGCAUGGGGUGGGAUGAUUCUCUUCUCUUGUUUCCCAUCCCCAUAAUCUGACCAUAUUUUAUUUUUCUUAACCAGCCCUUUGACUGUAGCAUAAGCAACUUAUUUGGAAACAUGGUGUUGGAAUCAAUGGAGCUUGCUUCCAAUUAACUGUGGCUUCAACAGCUUCACCAAUAGAGGCUGUAUUCCUUGUUCUUAGCUUGAAAAAACAUUGUGGCAUUCAGCUAGUUGCUGCAUUUUUAAAGCACUUAUUUAAUCAUUUAAAAUGAAAAUGUACAGUUGGUGCUCAAAGUAAUGUUAAAAUAUAUUUAAUAGAAAUGUGCAUUUGAUAUUCAUGGGCAUGGGUACAUAUAUUUUUUUAAGAAAAAGGAAUUGUAAUACUAUGGCACUGUUUUUUAUAGCCAAAGUAUAAAACUUUUAGAAAACUGACAUGUAAAAGACUGUAGACCUUGCAUUAUCUGACUGACAGGAUGACUUACUUUAUAAGAUACUUUCCCGCACAUUAAGCUGCAUGCCUUAAGUUCUCUCUAGGUUUGUCUUGUUUGGAAACUACGGAAGCAAACUUUGUAGUACAACUUUGACUACCUUCUGAAAUACUGUACAUUGUUAGAAUAAUUUAUUUUGCUUUACAGAAGUUUUGUCAUGUAUUGACUAAUUGUAUUUUGGUAAUAAACUCCUUUGUUAAACACA